This is a messenger RNA of Trichobilharzia regenti, 1208 nucleotides long. Lineage: Eukaryota; Metazoa; Platyhelminthes; Trematoda; Strigeidida; Schistosomatidae. The record is from the annotation of a GenBank genome assembly.
AACUACAAGCCCGUCUGAAGAAACUACGUCAUAGUUUGUAUGACGUGACAUCUUCCUCUCCUACCAGAAAUGAUAUUCCAUCCUCCUCCUCCGUCUCCUGCCGCUCCUUGUCAUCAUCCUCAACAUCAACAUCACGAUUGACAUCAGCGACGAAGAAGCUGGAUGAAUUCACUGAAUCGUUGCAUAAAGUAGCAAUAGCAGCAGGAAAUCGAAAACAAGACUAUGCGUCGUCGUCGUCGGUGAUCAAUAAACCUUCUGGAGAAGAAGAGGAAUAUUCUCUUAUGAAUACUAAUUCAUCUUCUAAAAUAACACGAAUACUACCAUCGUCUUUCUUCCAAUCAAAUUCCACUACCACUGCCACUAAUAAUACUAAUACCAGUAAUAUUUCUACUGCCACUGGUAACAUUCCUCAGUCUGGCCAGUUGGUGAUUGAUGAAGACAAUAAAGAGAAUAAGAUACCGAAAUUGAUAAUUAAAAAUACAUUUUCAAAUAAAAGUUGUUCAGUAGUGAAGACCAUUACCACGAAUACUGUUACAUCAACAACACCGACACCAACAACAACAAUCCCUCUUAGUUGUAUGCACAAUUCAUCUUCGAUGUCCACCACAUUGCCUUCAAUAUCAUCAUCAUCAGUAUUGUUUGUUGUCUGUUCAACUCCAACACUACCACCUCCUCCUCCUCUUCGUGAGAGGAUGAUGACGAGCAACAGUUACCAACAUUCAAAUAGUGAGAUACAUUCAUGGAAUAAUAACAACAACAACAACCAGUGGCUAUCAUCAACACCUGGAUUUCUCAGUGGUGACAAUAGUCAUUCAUCAGGUCCAAUAGAUAAUCGAAGAAAUCAGUUUGAUAUUGUCAGCGAUGAGUAUAGUCGAUUGAUGGGAUCUACUAGACCUUUGAAUACACCGAAUGUUGUUCAUUCUUUGACUGAUUUACUCAUGAAUUCAACUUCACCACCGUUUCAAAAAUUAGAAGAACAACAACGCUUUUCGGCCUUUGGUGUUCCUGUAAAGACUACGAGAGACUCUUUAAGCAGCAAUCCCACAUCGAAUUAUUUUCAUCGACAACAUGACACAAUGCCCUUCAAUCCUACCACAACAGCAGCGACCCCUACUAAUUUCGUUUCUUGUAAUUCUAGUCAUGACACCGUAAAGCCAACUACUACUACAACAACAUCGCCACCGAUAUGGAGACCAUAUUUAGACUAG